This is a messenger RNA of Sipha flava (yellow sugarcane aphid), 2631 nucleotides long. RefSeq names its product cap-specific mRNA (nucleoside-2'-O-)-methyltransferase 2-like. Gene Ontology annotation, biological process: 7-methylguanosine mRNA capping. Gene Ontology annotation, molecular function: methyltransferase cap1 activity. Gene Ontology annotation, cellular component: cytoplasm; nucleus. The record is from RefSeq and is a predicted model, not a curated record. The transcript is spliced from 11 exons. Lineage: Eukaryota; Metazoa; Arthropoda; Insecta; Hemiptera; Aphididae. The coding region runs from base 247 to 2631 and encodes 794 amino acids.
GCGGUGGGGGGGCUUGCGUCCCUCAACAGUUCCGAGAGCUAUGCCAACGGUAGUUUACUACCAACAGGGUCUCCCAUGUUGGACAGGUCGACGAACUGAGGGCUGACAAAGCGGUCCUCGACAAAGGGUAGGACGGGCUCUUCAGCCUUGGGUGGCAACCGUCCUAGAGGAAGGAAAACCUUGAUCAAAAACCCCCUGGCAGUAGGGUUAAAAUGCAGUGAAGGACAUCACUUAAAAAACCAAAACAUGCACUGUCAAAAGUCAACUCUUGGUACCACCUCAGGGGCGUCGGAACCCCAGAGGUCGGCAGGAGUGGGUGGUUCCGGUGUCAAAACCGGAACCAAUGUAGCGGGCCCACUCCGGUCGUCAUCCAGCGACCGCGAGGGUGCGGGGGUGGUCGUCCAGGCCCCCGCGACUCUAUCCAAUACUGGAACGAGGAAAAGACGACUAGAUAGUAUGGAACAGUCCUCCAACUCGGGUUGGUCGGGAUAUGAUAAAUCUUUCAAAAGGAGACCAUACUACAACACUUGUGGAAAACGAUCGCUAUACGACCAAGUUGAUCAACUGUUUUUAAAGAAGUUUACAAUGGAUAAGUCCAACAAGUGGGAACUUCCAAAAACAAACACUAUGCUAAGUCAAAGGAAAUGGGAGUUAUCAGAUUUUAUUACUUUAAAAAAAUCAUUAAAUAUCGUCAAAGACAAACUUGAUGAUUUCAACUUGAUGGAAUGGCAUAAAAAUACCAAACAAACUAAUCCAGCCGAUAAAGUUUUCUAUAAGGUUAGAGGAGCUGGGCGUCCUGAGUUAUUGACUGCAGCUUGGUUGAAGUUUUAUGAACUAUUAAAUGAUAAUGAUGUUAUACCUCAAAAGAGUAUUGAUGAUGGUAAACUCAGUAGUGUUCAUCUUUGUGAAGCUCCAGGAGCGUUUAUUGCUGCUCUAAACCAUUUUAUUUGUAACAGACAUAUUAAUGUUGAAUGGGAUUGGAUCGGUGUUUCUUUGAAUCCGUAUCAUGAGGGGAAUGGUAGUACUGAUAUGAUUAGCGAUGAUAGAUUUAUGUUUCAUACAAUGAGCCAUUGGUUUUUCGGUAAGGAUCAAACAGGAGAUAUUUUCCAAAAAGACUUCUAUAAGGAUCUUUGUACCUAUGUUAAAAAACGUUUUAGAAAAAAAGCAAGCAUGGUAACAGCUGACGGUAGUAUAGAUUGUCAAAAUAACCCGAAUGAACAAGAAGAUCUAGUCACGCGUUUGCAGUUAGUCGAGACAAUGGUCGCCCUAAUGAUACUCGAAAAAGGUGGUACAUUUAUUCUGAAAAUGUUUACCAUUUUUGAAUGUAAUACAUUAUGUCGAAUGUAUUUGUUGUGUUGUGCUUUUGACUCGGUACAGAUUAAAAAACCGUUAACAAGUAAACAAGGAAAUUCUGAGAUAUAUGUUGUUUGUCGAGGUUUUAAGGGAUUGCAAUGCGUAGAACCUUUGAUACAUACAUUUUUCUCCACUUCUAAUCGCACGCUGUCUGAUAACUGUUUGUUUCCAUUGAGCGAGUUGCCAAAAGAUUUCUUGUCAUCUGUAUAUAAAUGUUCCAAAUAUUUUAGUGAAUUGCAAAUGCAAGUUAUAGAGAAUAACAUAAAAUGGUUUUACCAGAAAACUGAAAAUGAUAUUAAAUCAUUAACAGAGUUACAGUAUUGUGUCGCUAACACAUAUGUCAAUAGAUUUCGAAUAAAACCAAUUAGCCCUUCUCAGGAAAUUGUUGGACUAAAUAAACUUAGGGCCAUUCAGUUCGAACUACCGAAAGUUUCGACAACGAAAACAGAUAUGAAUUGUUCAUUUACCGAAAAAAUGCGUCGAGUAGAAUACCGAGAAUUAGAUGAAGCUAAAUUACUUCAAGAUCAAGUGAACAAUUAUAAGCAAACUCCAUGGAAUUAUGAUAAAGAAGUAUCGUGGUAUACCGCAAAGGAUGCCAAAAUUGACUUGUUGAGUGUGAAUAUGCAAAUGGGUAAACCUGUUUCUAUAAUUCGUAACUCAAAGUUUUGUGUCAAUGAACUUAUUGAUUACAACAAUCGAGCAAGAUCAUUGUUUACGGUUCCAACAGAUGACGCUAUUAAGCGUAGAGAAUAUUUUCGGAUUAAAAUUCCAAAACAAGCGAUCCAUGGUCGAUUGAUUGUUUGUGAUGUAACAUCGAUUUAUGCCAAUGAUUGUUUAAACAAUUGUAGAAAACAGCUUGACUCUCUGACUUUAAUUUUAGAAUCAUUGAUGAAACUUAAAGCUUCUGACAGUUUUUUGUUAAUCGGAUAUCCAUUACUUUCUCAAGUUAAUGUUGGUGUUUUCUAUGUGCUUGUUAAUAUGUUCCUUAAGACCGGAGUGAUCAAACCUGUUGAAAUGGGUCAUGCUUUUGUGUUUUGUGCAAAACUUAAUGGUAAAAGAAUAGAUAAUUUAAUUUCCGUUUUAACAAAUGUAAAAGAACAUAUCAAGGAUCUUAAUAUUACAGAAAUUUUUGAAAAUCAAGGCCAAUCCUUACUUUCCUUUUUUCCGAUCGAUAAACUUAUGUAUGAAUCCAUUUAUAAAGAUAUUGUUACCGUUAAUUGUUUGAUUAUCAUCAAUGACGUGAAAAAAACUAUUUCUUCUUAUUUGCAACAAAAUUGA